UGUGUUUUUGGUUGGUUUAUAGAAGAUCUUCAUGAUAUGUAGGCACACGGGUCCGUGAAUGGUUUGUUCAGCUGCCAAUCAGCAACACAUCCUUAGGCUUCGUUUAGCAGCGAAACAUAUCAGUUGCUGUGGAGUGAUUUGACGGAGAGAGAGUGUACGGGCUGGACCAUCAGUGCGCUUUACAUCUCAUGUUUCUCUUCCAUUUGAAAAGAUUGUAGAAAUAGGUGACGAUUUCGAACCUUGCAUGCCAGGAGCGGAGGACUCUGUCGCCGGUCAACGGCUGUUUUUUAAUCUUUCGGGUUUCUUUCUCACAUGAUAAGCUAAUUAAUCGGAGGCAUGUGGAAUUGUAUAAGGAUUACGAAUUGCCUUUCAAUAGCGUGCCUGCUGUUAUCGUUGUGGACUAAGGUGUCCCAUUCCAAGGGCUAUUUCGAGCUGCAGUUGAUUACCGUACAGAAUGUGAACGGCGAGCUGUCGGACGGGGACUGCUGUGACGGGACCAGGAACUCCCAGAACCGGCGCUGCACGCGGGACGAGUGCGAUACUUACUUUAAAUUGUGUUUAAAGGAAUUCCAGUCGCAGGUCUCCACCACGGGCCCGUGUAGCUACGGAACUGGAUCUACUGCCGUCCUGGGUGGAAAUACGUUUUCUUUUAAGAGCUCGAAGGGCAAUAAAAAAAAAAUCGAAGACGCCGGCAAGAUCAAAAUUCCUUUAAAUUUCUCCUGGCCGCGGUCAUAUACCUUGAUCUUGGAAGCCUGGGACUGGGACAAUGACACAAAGAGCAAUUCCGACCUGCUCAUUGAACGAGCCAUCCACAUCGGGAUGAUCAACCCAGGAGAUGAUGGACAGACGCUUCAGCACAACGGACCCAUCGCCAGCUUUGAGUACCGAAUCUGGGUCAAGUGUGAUGAGAAUUACUACGGUGUAGCCUGCAACAAACACUGCAAACCCAGAGAUGACUAUUUUGGCCACUAUGUCUGUGAUCAGCUUGGGAACAAGCUCUGUAUGGAAGGCUGGAGAGGCACCGACUGUAACAUAGCUAUUUGUAAGCAAGGCUGUAACCUGAUUCAUGGGACUUGUAAGAAGCCAGGUGAAUGCACGUGCCAUUAUGGCUGGCAGGGCCAGUUCUGUGAGGAGUGCCUGCCCUACCCUGGCUGUAUGCACGGGACCUGCGUGAAACCCUGGCAGUGCAACUGUGAGAAGAACUGGGGAGGGCUGUUGUGUAACAAAGAUUUGAACUACUGUGGAACGCACAGCCCGUGUCUGAAUGGAGGCAAAUGUAUGAACACCGAGCCGGAUGAGUAUGACUGCGCUUGUCCUGAUGGGUAUUCGGGCAAAAACUGCGAAAUUGCUGAACACGCCUGUGCAUCGAACCCUUGCGCAAAUGGUGGCAUUUGUCACGUGACCCCAACUGGCUUUGAGUGCCAGUGCCCCCAAGGCUGGAGUGGGCCCACUUGUGCCAAUGAUGUGGACGAGUGCGCCUCCAACCCCUGUGCUAGGGGGGGAACCUGUAUCAAUCAGGAGAAUGGGUUUGAAUGCCUUUGUCCUCCACAGUGGUCUGGAACAACCUGCCACCUGGAUGCUAAUGAGUGUAUGGGGGAUCCUUGCCUUAAUGCUUACUCUUGCAAAAAUUUAAUUGGUGGAUAUUAUUGUGCCUGCAUUCGUGGAUGGGCUGGACAGAACUGUGAAAUCAAUAUAAAUGAUUGCAACGGACAGUGUCAGAAUGGAGGAACCUGCCAGGACGAGGUGGAUGGGUACCGCUGUCAGUGCCUGCCAGGGUUCGUGGGCAGACACUGCGAGGUCCAGCGGAGCAAGUGUCCGGGGGCGCUGUGCAGGAACGGGGGCAAGUGCCACGAUCUGUCCAACGGCUUUUUCUGCGAGUGCCCGCCAGGCUUCUCCGGAGAUGUGUGCGAGGUUAAAAGCGAUCCUUGUAACCCAAACCCCUGUCAGAAUGAAGCUACUUGUCACAAUUCCUUUGGGGAUUAUUACUGUGCCUGUCCAGAAGACUACGAGGGAAAGAACUGUUCUGAUCUGAAGGACCACUGCAAAACUACCCCCUGCGAAGUUAUCGACAGCUGUACGAUAGCCGUCGCGUCCAAUACCACCCAUGAUGGAGUGCGCCACAUUUCCUCCAACGUGUGCGGCCCGCACGGACAGUGCAUCAGCCAGCCGGGAGGGAAUUUCACUUGCUCCUGUGACCAGGGAUUUACGGGGAUCUACUGCCAUGAAAACAUCAACGACUGCAUUUCGGGUCCCUGCAAGAACGGGGGCACCUGCAUCGAUGGCGUCAACUCCUUUCAGUGCUUCUGCCCCGAUGGCUGGGAAGGAGAGCUGUGUGAUCUCAACGUGAAUGACUGUGACCGCAACCCUUGCAAGAACAGUGGCCGCUGUGUGGACUUGGUGAAUGACUUCUACUGCGAAUGCAUGGACAACUGGAAAGGGAAGACCUGCCAUUCGCGUGAAAGUCAGUGUGAUGCCAAUACCUGCAGCAAUGGCGGCACCUGCUAUGAUCAUGGAGACACCUUCCGCUGCGCCUGUCCUCCAGGGUGGGGCGGCAGCACCUGUAACACAGCAAAGAACAGCACAUGUGCGUCGCGCCCCUGUGCGAAUGGGGGCACGUGCGUAGGCGGGGGCGACGGCUUCACCUGCAUCUGCAAGGAAGGCUGGGAAGGACCCACCUGCACGCAGAACAUCAAUGACUGCAGCCCUCACCCCUGCUACAAUGGUGGCAUCUGUGUAGAUGGUGUGAACUGGUUUCGAUGUGAAUGCGCGCCUGGGUUUGCUGGCCCUGACUGCAGGAUCAACAUUGAUGAAUGCCAGUCAUCCCCCUGCGCAUAUGGUGCAACCUGUAUUGACGAGAUAAAUGGGUACAGAUGUGUCUGCCCCAUUGGGAGAGCGGGACCCCGAUGUCAAGAAUUUAUCGGGUUCGGGAAGAUGUGCCGCUACACCGGGCUGCAGUUUCCCCAUGGCAGCCAUUGGGAGGAGGAGUGCAACACCUGUCAGUGUGUGGAUGGCAACAUCGAGUGUACCAAGGUGCUGUGUGGACACAAGCCAUGUCUUCUGCACAGGGUGCCAGGACAGGAUGGCCACUACUGCCCCAAAGACCAGGACUGCCAGAAGCACAACUACCUGACCUGCUUUUCUCCCCCCUGUGACCAGUGGGGCAUCUGCUCAUCGCCGAACCCCUCUCCCCCUGCAAACACCAAGUGCAAGCCCAACAGUGACUACAUGGACAACAGCUGUGCAAUAAUCACCUUGAUAUUUAACAAAGACAAAGUGCCAAUGGGCACCACCGUGGAAAACAUCUGUAAAGAAUUGCGGUACCUGCCAGCAGCGCGGACCGUGGCCAAGGAGAGGACUCUGCAAGUGCUGUGUGACAUCUCCUAUUCCCAAGAGGAUGCUGUGGAGGUGGCCAUAUCCUUUGAGCGGGACGAGCCGGAUCACAGUCGCAUCAAGGAAGCAGCCAGCACGAUCAGCAAAGCGCUAGACAAAAAGCGUGCUGACAACAGCACGGUCUUUUCGGCCAUUGUAAACGUCAAAGCGCAACCUGAGCCCGAACCAGGAGGCGUUGGUCAAGUUUACCUGCUAUAUGUGCUGCUCCCAUUGUUCGUCAUUCUCUGGAUCAUCUGCUUCGUCAUCUGCGUCUGGUGGAUGAGGAAGAGGAGAAAAGAGAGGGAAAGAUGCCACAUGUCGGCAGACGACAGCGUGAACAAUCAGUGGGAGCCUCUGAACCCCAUCCGCAACCCCAUAGUCAAGCCAUGCAGCAACAGAGACAUUCAGUACGAAUGCAAGAAACUCAUGUCCCCCCCCAACAGGACUUGCGAUGGGGGGGAGGAGGAAGAGGAGGAGGAGAUGGAGCUGGAGAGGGAGGGCUUGGAGGUGGAGAAGUGUCCCUCACACAAAUUCGCAAAGACUGGAGUGCAGGGAAAAGGGGGCAUCAUCUGCACAACCUGCAGCGUCCCGGCGAAAGCGCCGCACCGGACCUCCUACCACCCCAAGGACAACAGGUGUAAAAACACUAACACUGCAGUCAGCGAACAAGUCAAAGACAAUUGCGUAUGAACAAAGUCCAACAGGGGAGCGUCCUCCGUGCCUGCUCAAUCUCAUGCACAAGGAAGUGAUGCACGUCGUCUUGGACGUUCAAGAACAUCUGAACCAACCCGUUUUUUUUUGUAUUGUUGUUUUUUUUCCCCUCCAUCUGUAAAUUAUUUGUGGCUCUGUGCGGACACAGAGAAAAAUCUUUUGAUAUUCAUGCUUUUUUUUUUUAUGUACAGCGAAUUGUAUUAUUUGUACCAGAGGCGGAACGAGGCCUACAUGUGCGACGUACUGUUCAGAAAUUGUAUAAAGAGGACUUGUAUUUUUUUGUUUUGUUUACAGAAUGUUACUUUUUAGUUUUGGUUUGUACUCGUCCUAGUUCUUCUAGAAGCACAGAGCCGCCUCCUGCCUGAGGGGGAGGUUGAGGCCUUGCUUGUGUGACGCUGGUCUGCGCAGACCUGGAGGAAACAACUGAACGGCAGCUCUCUGCACUUGUUACACUUGUUGCUACUGUCGGUCUUUUUUCACCCGAAUUUGCCUUAGAACAUGUGGGGCGCUUUUGCAGCCGUGCGUGAAAAGUGGCCUUUUUCUUUCCGAUUUUUGUUUUUCCCUAUUGUCUCCUUAAGAUGAGGAUUGCAGUAUUUGUGUUUGUAGCAAGUGCCUUGAGAUGAACCUUUUUUUUCCAUUUCUUUUUCCUCGCCUAGUGACUGUCAAAGUAGGCCCUACGAUUAACAUUCAAAGGGAAGAUCUGUUCUUCAGAACUCUGCUGUUUGUAACUUUGAAAGGUAUUUGAUCAAAAAAACAAGAUGUGUAUAUAUGUAUAUAUUAAAGGAAUCGCUGUGUAUAUUUGAAUUUAGUAACUUAAGACAAGUCAUAAAGUCAUUUUUUUAUUUUUUUUUAUAAUGCCAUUCCUUUUAUUUAUGUCAGUUGACAAAGGCAGGUUUUAUAACUGUUAAAAGUGUAACUUUACAGCAUCCCGCAUUACCGUAAGAACAUUAAUAUAAACAUUGAUCAUUGUUCUGUUAAAAUAAGUUAAAUGAUUGUGUAAUGUACACCAAUAUGUUUGCUUUUCUGAUGGGUUACCUGUUUUGGGCUCAUUUUGCUGCUUCAGUUUUUAGAGAAAUGUGUAUAAGUUCCUUACAAAUCUUCAAAAGUGUGGGACAUUGCAUCCACUGACUUUACUUUGUGAAUACUGCUAUGUCACACAUGUAAUACUAUGUAUUUGUGCAACUGAUCACUGAUAGGCCUAAUGAAGGGAACAAUUUUUUUGUUAAGCAUUUGUUAGUGCUGUUUCUGUACUGCAGCAGGAUGGAAAUUGUCUACCGAAUUGAAACGAAAUGAAUUACCUCAUAAGUGGUAGUGAAUGUUUUUUAUUGUUUCUUUUUUUAAACAAAAAGCUUUAAUAUCACUCAUUUAGAACAAGCAUCCUGUUUCGAUAUUUGGGAUGAGAUAAAAGGAGAAAAAAAAAAUAAAGACACUACCCACCAUUCAAGCUGGUUAACUGAGACAUUUGUAAAAGAAGAAACCCAAGUGAAUGUUAAGAGUUGUAAUUAUUUUGUACAAAAGAGCAGUUGCUUUGCAGAGUCAUUGGUUCGUUAGUGGAAUUUUGUUUGACAUUGUCUUAGAAAUAAAUCAAACUAUUUAUUAAAGCAUUUUAUAACUGUUUUUCACA
Messenger RNA from Lepisosteus oculatus (spotted gar), 5704 nucleotides. RefSeq names its product jagged canonical Notch ligand 2b (gene jag2b). The record is from RefSeq and is a predicted model, not a curated record. Gene Ontology annotation, molecular function: calcium ion binding; Notch binding. NCBI's taxonomy places the organism in Eukaryota, Metazoa, Chordata, Actinopteri, Semionotiformes, Lepisosteidae. Gene Ontology annotation, biological process: Notch signaling pathway; cell communication; multicellular organism development. Gene Ontology annotation, cellular component: membrane.